AAGUGCAUGUCAUUAUUCAAAAAAAAGUCAAUUUUUCAGUAUGCAUACAGAAACCAUAAUGGAACAAAAACAGAAAAAAACACAAUGUUACAGCUAAUCUUCGAUCGUACAUAUAAAAAACAAGUCAUCAAAUAAUCCAAUGCCAAUCAUGAAAUUCGAGAAAAAUCCCUUGAACAAUAUUUCCUAUCGUCAUAUAGAAGAUGAUCUCCGAUGUCCGAUUUGUUCUGAAAUUCUAAUAAAACCAAUAACCCUGAAUUGUUCCCACACAUUCUGCGAGUAUUGCAUCAACAAAUGGACCUCUAAGAUGCAGAACUGUCCGAUUUGUCGCUGCGAAAUUUCCCAUCGAUUUCGCACUGUUUUGUUAGAAAAUAUCAUCAGUAACGUUGUUUGUAGUCUUCCCGAAUCACAGCAGAAUCGUCGGGAUGGAUUAAGAUUGGAGCGUGAUCAAAACCAGACUAAAACCAAUCAAAACCGGCACGAUUGGAUAAGAAUGCGUCGAACAAAUGGCUCGACAAGUUAUUACGUGUUGCCCAAAGGUUCCCACGAGACCACUGUCAUGUUUUAUUCGGAAGAGAAUCCAGAAUCUGAUGGCCGAUGACUUGG
This is a messenger RNA of Phyllotreta striolata, 603 nucleotides long. The record is from the annotation of a GenBank genome assembly. NCBI's taxonomy places the organism in Eukaryota, Metazoa, Arthropoda, Insecta, Coleoptera, Chrysomelidae.